Medicago truncatula (barrel medic) is the source of this 963-nucleotide messenger RNA. RefSeq names its product elongation factor G-1, mitochondrial. NCBI's taxonomy places the organism in Eukaryota, Viridiplantae, Streptophyta, Magnoliopsida, Fabales, Fabaceae. Gene Ontology annotation, biological process: mitochondrial translational elongation. Gene Ontology annotation, molecular function: GTPase activity; translation elongation factor activity. Bases 1 to 963 code for a protein of 320 amino acids. Gene Ontology annotation, cellular component: mitochondrion. The record is from RefSeq and is a predicted model, not a curated record. The transcript has a single exon.
AUGACAAGAUUUCAACUUCCAAGGCUUAUAUUUAUCCACGAUCUUGAUCAGGGAGGAGCAGAUCCAUGGAACGUUGUAGAUCAAGUAAAAUCUAAGCUUAAUCAUCGUUGUGCUGCAAUUCAAGUUCCAAUAUGCAUUGACGAUUGUUAUGUUGGAUUUGUUGAUCUUGUCAAGUUAAAGGCCUACUUUUUUAGCUCUUGUGGACUUUUUGAUCUUGCCAACAAGUUAAAGGCCUACUUUUUUCGCUCUGAAAUACCUGAUUAUGACGAUGCAAGAGAAGUACCCAAAGAUAUGCAAGCCUUUGUGUUGAAAAAAAGACACGAACUCAUUGAAAUUGUAUCAGAGAUUGAUGAUAAAAUUUCUGAAGCUCUUCAUGGUGGCAGCCAAAUUCCAGAGUCUUAUCUGGAUGAUGCAAUUCGGAGGGCAACUAUAGCAAGGAAAUUUGUACCAAUUAUCAUAAGUGAUGAGAGAUAUGAGGGGAUAGAAGUAUUUAUGGAGGGUGUAAUUAGGUAUUUGCCGAGUCCAAUCGAUGUUAGUAAUUAUGCUCUUGAUCAAAAUAGGAAUGGCGAGAAAGUUGAAUUGUCUGGAAGUAUUGAUGCUCCAUUUGUUGCAAAGGCUUUCGUAACUUGGUAUAGGAUGUAUUUAAAAUUAACUUACCUAAGAAUUUAUCAGGGUGUUAUUAAGAAGGGUGAUUUUAUUACAAAUGUUAACACUGGUAAGAAGAUUGAGAUUCCUCGUUUGGGUAAGAGACGUGAACAUGAUGAGAGUGAGGAAGUUGAUAAAAUCAAGGAAGUUGAUGAAGCUCAUGCUGGAGAAAUUGUUUUUGUGUUUGAUGCUCAUCUUGAAUCUGGAGAUACUUUUACCGAUGGGUCUGUUAGAUAUAUAAUGACUUCUGCUGCUGAUGUUCCUGCUUAUUCGGUCUCAAAAGAUUGUGGAGAGAAAUUUUCAAAUGGUGUGAAUUGA